GCUCAACGGUCGGAGUCUGCGCAGUAGGCGCAGCGCUGAAAUUUGAAAUUUGAACAGAUGUUGUUUUGUGCGAGAGAAGAGAAGAGGAACCGAGGGAAGAGGAGCUGAGAGUCGCUUCAGCUCGGCCUGUGUGCGCACAUAGAGGUUGAACUCCCGCUCGACACAGGAUACAUCUUUCCAAAAUGGAUCCUUUUACUGAGAAACUUUUGGAGCGGACUCGGGCUCGCAGAGAAAACCUCCAGAAGAAAAUGGCAGAUAGACCAAAUGCAGCAAACAGACCGAUAGUAAAAAGGCCCAGAGAGCCAUUAGCAGACUCCAACAGUGUGAUCAGUGAGCCAGUCACUGAUAAAGCUCCACAGGCAUCCAGCAAGCCGUCUCCCUCAAAGCGCCUGUGUUCAGGGGAAUAUGUCCAGCCUGCAGCUGGUGAGGAGAACCAAGAGCCGACGAUGAUGCGACCUGUGGCUCAGAUGGUGUCAGAUCCUCCCACAGACAAGAAACCUCCAGUCAUGCCAGGCUGCAGACAAUCCUCCUCCCUGGAAAGGACUGCUACCCGACCUGAUGUUCAGUCUCAGCCAGGGCAGCUGAAAACUGUACAGCCAGAGCCAGAGAAGAUGGCCGUCACCACCGCCUCUCAUAAUCAGAGUGACAAAAAGACAGAGAUGGUAGCUGCUAGUCCGGCCCCCCAGAGUUCCAAGGAGAACCUGGUGGAAGAUUCAGGUCCAUGUGCUGCUGGCAUGAAGUCACGUCUACAGAGGCUAGCUGAGCAAAGAAAGUGUUGGGAUGGCAAUAGCACCUCUGAUCCACUUCCAGACUGUGCUCCUCUGUCCCUGCUGAAGAGACCAGCAGAGGUCCAACCAGCUGCCGUCCCAUCCGUGUCUACAGGAACUCCAGUAGGGAGGAAAGGCAGAUUGGCCAAUCUCGCUGCCACCAUUGGAUCCUGGGAAGAUGACCUAAGCCAUGCUAACAUCACCAAAGAGAAUACAGAAGAAAAGCCGGGCAAAGCUGUUCCCAAGUCAGCUGUCAGAGAUGCCACAGUGGCUGCAAGCCCAAAGCCAAGUGUAGCUAAAGGCUAUUCAGCUGCAAGCAGCAAGUCUACAUCCAGCUAUAAUCAGCAGGCUGUGUAUUCUCCUGUCAAGCCGAACCGACCGUUUCCCCCAAGCCCUCAGAAAGAUGACGUCCCUGCUGCCAGACCAGUACUCCAGUCAGUGACCAGUCCUCAAAAGAGUUCCAACCAGGGUAUGACCUCCAUGUCUAGUCCUCAGAAGAGCUACAACCACGGCAUGGCCUUCCCGUCCAGUCCCCAGAAGGCCGGCCCCUCCUCCACAGCAUCUGUGCCCUCAAGCCCCCUGAAGAGUCAGGUCCCUUCCAGGGGCCUCAACCUCACUGCCAGCCCCCAAAAGCCAGAGCUCCGUGCCAAGCCUGCCAUUGUUGGCCCCUCUGUCCCCCAGGAAAAGACCAAUGCUGGAGGUCCUGUUGUAAAAUCUUUCCUGGAGCGCUUUGGAGAGAGGUGCCAGGAGCGUAACAACCCGAGUUCUCCAGUAGGGGGCACUAUCCAGACCAAGACUCCCACUGUAACUCCUUCAGUCACACCAAACACCAGACUGGUACAGGAGAGACUCAAAGCUGCCCAGGCUGCAAACACAACCACUGCUGAUCUCACCCAGAAACAGAGGAUGGAGCGCGAAUCUGAGCUGGCUAAGAUUCGCAGUCGCUUCCAGAAGGGAAACAACAUGUGGAAGAACAAAGAUGAAGCAACAGAAACCAAGAUGAACACAGAUAUUAAGGAACAGGUUGUCACACCAGUGGAGAGUGAAGUGGCCCCAUGUGAGCCACAGGAUGAAUUCACACCAUCCAUCUCUACCAAGACACCAGGUGCGCCCACCACACGCACUCCUGCAGCAGGUCCUGUGUUGGCGGUCUCACCUCCAGCACUGACAUCCAGCCCUCUGAGGAUUGGUUAUACGGAAGAGAAAGCAACUGAUGAAACACCAGAAAAUGAGGAGGUGGUCACGGAGAUAGAGAUGAACGUGGACCAGUCCAUCAACUCUGCAGUUAUCAAUGAUCUGUUUGAUGGAGUUCUGGAUCAGAGUGAGGACGACGAGGACGACGAAGAAGACGCUUUGAAUAUCUCCUCCAUGUCCCUCCUCACCCCACUGGCAGAGACUGUGGCUGCCGUGGUGAGGAGUCCAGAGAGGAAAAUGAUGACGUCAACUCCGGCCAGUUCAUUCAUUGUGAAGUCUCCAGAGAGUGACUCCAAACCUAGCAAGUUUCAGAGGGCUAAUAUACGGCCUGGCUCCUCAGAUAGUGUUGAGGCCCCAGAUGAAGACCACAAACUACCAUAUAGCAUCAGUGCGUACAGGUCCACCAGAGUAAAGGAGACAGAGAGACCACAUAUGAAGCAGGUCAUUGUGAGAAAAGAGGAUGUUUCUCACAGAGCAGAAGAACCCAGAGGAUCUGCUCCCUUCAGUGUCAAACAGAAAAUAAAGAUUUUGACGAAUGAGAUGAACCUGCAGCAGACAGUUAUUCAUCAGGCCAGUCAAGCACUCAACUGCUGCACAGAUGAGGAGCAUGGAAAAGGAUCCCAGGUGGAGGCUGAGGCAGAGAGGCUGGUGCUGGUGGCAAUGGAGAGGAGGGAAGCGCUGAAGACAGAGCUGGACCGUCUGAAAGGAGGUGCAGCGGGGCAGAAAAAGACUCCUGCGGCCCCAGAAUCCACCAACAUGUCUGCCUCCAGAGGCUCCAUCACCCUGCAGGAAUUGCGUCUGCCUCUUAAGGCAGACUUUGUUUGCUCCAUUGCCAACAAGCCAGAUUCAACCAAACAUUCCUUCUUCAUCAUGAUUCGGGCUGGAGCCGAGAACAAUGUGGCCACUCCGUUGGCCAGCACACAUCGUGGCCUCAGUGGAGACACCCUCACCUUCCCUACAAAGUUCACCAUAUCUGAUGUCUCCAGUGACUUUGUCAUUGAUAUUCAGGUCUAUUGCCUAGUGCAGAAACGUGAUGUCUGCAGUGACAAGAAGAAGAAACCCAGCAAAUCAAAGGCUAUCACUCCAAAGAGACUCCUCGGCAUCACGAAAAGUGUGCAGACACCAGUUUUGGCAAGUCCCGGAGGCCCCAACGCUGUUCGCACCAGUAACUUCGUCCUCGUUGGGUCACACAAGCUCACUCUGUCGUCAAUUGGAAAAAUCAAAUUUCCUUUGGAGAAGAUCAAAUAUGAAGGAUGUGAAAGAGAACUACUCAGUGACAUGUUUCAUACCAAGGUGCCGUUCUUGUGCCCCCUGGAGGGCCACAUCUACCUCAAGAUGCAGUGUGAAGUUGGCUCAAAGGUGGAGGAGAGGGGCUUCCUGACAAUGUUUGAAGAUGUUAGUGGAUUUGGAGCCUGGCACAGGAGGUGGUGUGUCCUAUCAGGAUACUACAUCUCCUACUGGACCUACCCAGAUGAUGAAAAGUGCAAGAAUCCGAUUGGUCGUAUCAACCUGGCUAACUGCACAAGUAAGAGAGUAGAACCAGUCAACAGGGAGUUUUGUGCCAGACCAAACACGUUUGAGCUCAUCACAGUCAGACCACAGAAAGAAGAUGACAAAGAGACACUUGUCAGUCAGUGCAAGAAUACCAUGUGUGUCACCACAAACUGGCUGAGUGCUGACACCAAGGACGAGAGGAAUCUGUGGAUGAAGAAGCUGAAUCAGAUUGUGGUGGAUCUGCGUAUGUGGCAGCCAGACGCCUGUUACAGGCCUCUGUGAUUACCACACUUUGUCACAACCAGCCUUUCAUCUUUGGACUGACGCAUGCAAUUACUGAGUGCAAUACAGUAUGAGGAUUGUCAAAUAUUUUUUAUUUGUGGAUAUUUUACAGGACCUCAAACACAAGUUCAUAGGAGAGUAAAUAAAGCCAUAUGUUAGGAACAUUUCAGGGCAGUAUUUUGUGCAUGUGUCUGGGUUUGACAACAUAUUUUUUUACAUUUACAGACUGAUUUGACACUCGCUUCUUGGGUAUUGUUGAGUCACCAGCUUUUCAUGUUAAUGCCACUACUAGGUGUUGUGUAGCAUGAUGUGUGGCUUUAACUCAAUUGGUUUUAUUGCCGUAUUUGAUAUUCUGUAUAAAAGGUGUUGAAAAUAUAGAUGAAUGCUAAUUUGAAGCACCACAGUUUUAUCACUGAAUUUUCAUUCUAUUUUAUCUUGCAUGGCAGCACAGAACAUUGCUAAUAAUUUUGUUAAGGUUUAACUUUAUAUAUUAGAUUUUAUACAUAACUAGUGGCAGGACUUUUAAAUGUGUUUCUUCAUUUUCAUGCACAGAUGUUUGAUACCGUUUAUACCCACGCUUUCAAUCUGUCUGCACUGUUUUAUCAGUGUUUGUGUAGAAGUUUGUAUUGGGUUUAAUAUCUGUUACAUAUUCUGCUCUUGAGCUUGUCCAACACUAAUUUAAGGCCAAAACAAACAAUUUGUCAGUUUAAAAAGCUUCAUAAUGGCUAUUUUGUUGAAUAUAAAAUAGAUUACAGUUGUAACUGCUCUUUAGCAUACACUUAAAUGUUUUUGGUUUCCUGUAUUACGGUUAAUUAUUUAUCAGCCAACAUUGAUUCUGAUAUAUUGCCUUCAAACUUUAUUCCAUGUUUUUUGUAAAAAAAAAAAAAAAGUAAAUGCAGCCAGACUAAGUUUCUGAGUUCCACUCCUCGUGUUGCUCAAAGAGAUUAUGUAACAGACUUUUCAGUGACCCCUCAGGUGUGUGAAAAUGUGUAUAAAGGUAUAAAAGACAAUGUUUUAUCAGCAUGUUGGUAUUGAAUACAAAUUUACUUAACCACACUGCUUUGUUUUUGAAUACCCUCUGUAAGUUUUCAUGUUGAGUGGGAGAGGGCUGUCAGUCUUGAGGUGGCCAGGUACAUAUGGAUCAAUCAAUAAAUUCCUGCUCUGACAAAAGCCAAUCCUGUUACUCGAGCCUGUUUCCCUUUUUAAAAAUAAUCUUAUGGAUAAACAAUAUUAAAAG
Messenger RNA from Paralichthys olivaceus (Japanese flounder), 4974 nucleotides. It is a transcript of the gene anln, whose product is annotated as anillin, actin binding protein. The record is from RefSeq and is a predicted model, not a curated record. NCBI's taxonomy places the organism in Eukaryota, Metazoa, Chordata, Actinopteri, Pleuronectiformes, Paralichthyidae. Gene Ontology annotation, biological process: mitotic cytokinesis; septin ring organization; actomyosin contractile ring assembly. Gene Ontology annotation, cellular component: actomyosin contractile ring.